CUCUUAAAACAUAGUAUUUGUUAUGAGAUAAGAAAUCUUACUUCCCCACGAAGGUAGAUCCAUAUAAAUCUUUUAAUACCAGUUGUGAAAGUGGAGCUAUAAAAGCCUUUACAGGUGAAAUUGUUCUUUUUUUUUUUUUUUUGUCUGGAAAAUUUGCUGAAUCUGCAAGCAAAGGCAUCAGCACAUCUAUUGAUCAUUCAACAGAUUCCAGCAAUCACACAGUAAAAAAGUGUGUUAAAAUGAUAACUCGAAUGUUUGGAAUUUCAACAAGACCAAAUAAUUGUUGUAGAUAAAUUUUGCUUAUGGUCCUUUUUUUUUAAGUUACAUUUUAGUCCAUAAUUUUUAAAUUGUUCUAGGCGUAAUAUUUACCAGUUGUAUUAAAAUUGACGUAUUAUUUAUAAAAUUACUCGAAUAAUUGUUGAGAUAUUACAAUAUUUUAUUAGUAUGAACAAACAGCAAAUGCUAUUUCCUGUACGUUCACAAACACUCUAAUUUUUCUCUGAGAUUCUAUCAUUUUCAUUCUCUCAAAUUUUCUCUUCUUCGAUUUGCCUCCACCGCCAAAAACAAUCUCGAUUUAUACGUUUAAGUCGAUGAGACAACCAAAAAAGAAGAAAUUUCAACCAAUUAUUUAUUUAUUUUUGCUUUAUUUAAAGUGUUAAAAAUUUGUUCCGAUUAAUUCUUACCUUGAUCAGAGGGUCAGCAACAAAUCCAACGGCUCACUUAUGAGAGAGCACGAUAAAAGUAUCGCUCUUUAACCCCUUUAGAAUUUUGAUACCAAAGCUUUCUUCUUCUUCUUUUCUUCUUCUUCUUUUUAAUUUAAUUAGUAUGUAUAUUAGUUCCCUCCCUCUUCUUGGCCGAUCGCCCUUCAAACGAUCAAAUCAGAAAGAGAAAGAAAGAAGAAAAGCCUUCCACUUUCCGUUUCAAAAGAAAUUACUACUACUAUAUAAACUUGUGUUCUUUCGAGUUGUUUUAAGAACAAUUUGAUCAACGGAGAGUAAUUUUCAUGAGGACGUAGCUUUACCUCGAACGGUCGAAGAAGCAAUAUCCAUAAUCUUUCGUGAGUAAAAUCAACAGCCACUUACCAACUCCACGAGAUGUGCUCUAGCUAAAAAAGGUGAAGAAGCAGCUUUAAGAAUACUAGAGACAAUUCAACGGUCGACAAUCCGUUAUUCAUUUGAUGGAUUUGUUAUUUAUAUGAUACGAAACGAACGUAACAACGGCUCUCCUCAAAAACGGCCAAGUCCUUCUUCUUCUCAUGUAAACUGGAGCCCCCUUUCUUCUCCGGUUAAAACUAGCCGACAUAUAAUGGAUUCUCUAGUUAAUUUAAGGGGAGAUGAUGAUGUUAUUCAGACCCCAAUCGCUCCUGCUUUGAAUUUUGCAUCAAACGUCGUCGUAGAAGAAAAGUUUAGUUCACAGUUGAUGGCUUUGGGGGAGCUUGAGUUUAGAAAAGCGUUCCUUGUUUUAAGUUACAUUGGCUCGGAGAGGUUGGAAGAAGUAACUACUGCUGAUAAAAUUCGAAGAUUAAAAGAUUUGGCCAUGGAUAAGUUUGAGGAAGAGGUCUGGGUUUCUCUGGGCCGACAGUAUGUCACUCCGGCUGAUCGUCGUAAGUCACUUGAGUGGGAGUCUGGAAAGACGUACGAAUACCAUUGUCAUGUCUCUGAAAAUGGGAGUUGUAGGUUCAAGGGUCCUUAUGUGGACAAGACUAGUAGAACUCACUUACAAAGGGUUUUAGGAGAUGAUAAUGUUCUGAUCGUAAAGUUUGCAAGCGUCUCGGAUGGUAAAAGUUCAGGUGACAAUGAUUGUUUUGCUGAGUACAGCAAAAUUGCGAAAAGAGGAAUCCUUGUUGGUUUGCGUUGUUACCGGUUUUUUGAUGUACUCCUUCGUUGUAGAUUGAAUAAGAAGAAGAGUGAUAACUCUUUUUCUAUAAAGGUAUGGCAUGAGAAAAGUCACAAAGAGGUGAUGCUCCAACAAACCUUUCAAAACAAGUCUGCAACCUUUGAAACUAGUUUACUAGCACAAAAAGUGUUCAAUGGAGGCAAAAAAGCAAGAAAGAAAGACCCAACUUCCUCAUCUGUUAGGUGCUUAUUUGUUCGAUUCGAGUCAGAUGCAUCUGUUGAUGAUGGUAAAGAUUAUGUUUUAUCUGGGAAAACAAUUCAAGAAGCCAGACGUGUGUUUAUGCAUGUCCAUACCCUCUCAAAUAUAGCCAAGUAUAUGGCCAGAUUUUCACUAAUCUUGUCAACAACCAUGAAGCUGGAAGUUGAUUUAGCUGAUGUAAAUGUUGACACGAUAGAAGAUAUACAAUGCCAGGACAAAGAUGGAAAUUCUGUUUGUAAUAAAGACGGGGAACCUUGCAUUCACACAGAUGGAACUGGUUAUAUAUCAGAGGAUUUGGCUUUGAAAUGCCCAAAGAAUGUUUUUGAAGGAAGCAUUGUGAAUGGUGACAAUGUUGAGGGGAAGUUUUCGGGCAUGAAUUCGACAGAAUCUGACCAUAGGGUACCGCCUUUGCUGAUCCAGUUCCGCCUCUUUAACAAUGGUUCUGCUGUGAAGGGAACCUUACUUGUCAAUAAAAAGCUUCCACCUAGAACCAUUGAGAUACGGCCUUCCAUGAUUAAAGUUAAGUCAGAUCCAAAUCUGUCAAAUAUCUGCACAAGGAAUACAUUGGAAGUAGUUGCAACAAGCAAUCAGCCAAAGAAGACUUCUCUUUCAAGGAAUAUGAUUGCGCUUCUUAGCCAUGGAGGUGUCCCGGAUGACUUUUUUAUGGGCAUAUUGAAGAAUGCUAUAGAAGAGUCACACGGUGUUUUCUCCAAUAAACGUGCAGCUCUUAAAGUUUCUCAUCACCGUGGUGGCAUGGAUGAUGUCAGUGCAAUGAUUUUAUCAGGGAUUCCCCUUGAUGAAUCAUAUUUGCAACAUCGGAUGUCAAUAAUGUUAAAUGAAGAAAGGAAGGGUCUCCUAGGAGGAAAACUUCCUAUCACCGAGUCUUAUUAUUUAAUGGGUACUGUUGAUCCGUCUGGAGUACUAGAAAGUGAUGAAGUCUGCAUUAUAUUGGAUAAUGGACAGAUUUCUGGGAAAGUUCUAGUGUACCGCCAACCUGGUGUACAUUUUGGAGAUAUACAUGUUCUAAAUGCUAGAUAUGUGGAAUCCUUGGAGGAAUUUGUAGGACAUGCCAAAUAUGCUAUAUUCUUUCCCUGUAAAGGCCCGCGCUCUUUGGCUGAUGAGAUGGCUGGGGGUGAUUUUGAUGGUGAUAUGUAUUUUGUAUCAAGAAAUCCCCAGUUAUUGAAUUACUUCAGAGUGAGUGAACCUUGGAUGGGAAAUUCUUCUACUUUUGGAGUGUCUAGUAAAGGACCAAGUGAGCUCUCAGAUGGGGAGCUGGAGGAUGAGCUCUUCAAAUUAUUCCUGAGAACUAGGUUUCGGCCAAGUUAUGCCACGAGCCUUGCAGCUAAUAAUUGGCUUGCAAUAAUGGAUCAAUUUCUUACACUAGAAGAUAGUAACUCUUGUGAGAAAGCUCUUCUGAAGAAAAACCUGCUACGAUUGAUUGAUUUAUAUUAUGAGGCUCUGGAUGCACCAAAGACAGGAAAAGAGAUUGAAGUUCCAGAAGACUUGAGAGUAGCUGGAUUUCCUCAUUAUAUGGAACGGGAAAAUUCUUUCAAAUCAACUUCCAUAUUGGGGAAAAUGUAUGAUUUUUUCAAAUCAUAUCGAGAAGAAAUGUCGAGGAAAGUUAAAGAAGUUCGGAAGCUCCCUUGCUUUGAUGUUGGCUUUCCUGAAGAUUGCGGAGAAAAGUGGACUGAACUAUGUAAGCAGUACAGGAAGGACAUGACGCAUGCUCUGGAUGGCAAGAGCAAAGAAAUGAGAGAAGAGGCUGCUAAAGCAGUUUAUAACGAAUACAAAGAGAAAUUGUACGGUGCUACAGAAUUUGAGCAGAGACAAAAGCCUCUAGAUCAAAUCUAUAAAGAGGCUCUUGCCAUUUAUAACAUUUCCUAUGAUUAUGCCAUUAAAAUAGAUGACGUGAGCAAAUGUGGAUUUGCUUGGAAAGUUGCCGGCUCAGCCCUCUUAAGUUUGUAUGCCUCAGAACAGAAAUGUCGAGAUAGUGUGGGGGACCGUAGUUUUUGGCCUUUUCAAGCCAAAAGAAAUGCAUAAGGUAGGCAGGCAAUAGGCGUCACGAAACUUAUCAUAACCCGCCAGGUCCAGGCGGCUGUCGAAGAAUCAAUUGGUUGUAAGUUUUAACUUGUAGCUUGUUUGCUAUCUACUUUUCAAGUCUUAUCUAAACCCAUCGGUUAUUAGUAGCUUUAUGUCUUGUCAGAUAAAGAAAACAAAAAUAAAAUUGAUGAAACAAAGACAAGAAAGUGAAACAUGUCAAGAGAGGAUAGAAAAUGUGCAAAAGAACAAAACAAAACUGAAUGGUCCUGAAAGG
Durio zibethinus is the source of this 4408-nucleotide messenger RNA. NCBI's taxonomy places the organism in Eukaryota, Viridiplantae, Streptophyta, Magnoliopsida, Malvales, Malvaceae. The record is from RefSeq and is a predicted model, not a curated record.